CCGUAUCUACAUUUCCUUCCGCUGUCAUCCUUUUUCGAACUACAGUGGUUUCUUUGCUCCUGCUCCCUCUAUUGUUUCAUUACUUAGCGACUUUAAUCUCCAAAUCCAAGGAAUGAGUUUCCUUUCUUCACCCCCUUCCCUAUUCUAAGUUUCAAACCCAAUUGCUAUCUUCUUCUGUAACUUUCUGGAACAGCUUCUCUUGUUUUCUAUCUCUUUAUAUUGGCCCAUGUACCUGCCUGAGAAUCCUCGUCCUAUUGACUUCUAUAAGGAGGAGGGGAGAGAGAUGAUGAUUGAAGUUGUUGGCAAUGGUGGCUUGCAGCCCCAGCAACAACAGCAGCAACAGCAGCAGCAAAUGAUUCUUGCCGAGAGCAGCGGAGAAGACCACGAGGUGAAGGCGCCCAAAAAACGAGCCGAGACCUGGGUCCAGGAGGAGACCCGAAGUCUCAUCAGUUUCCGGCGAGAAAUGGACAGUCUUUUCAAUACUUCCAAGUCCAACAAGCAUCUCUGGGAGCAGAUUUCGUCUAAAAUGAGGGAGAAGGGUUUCGAUCGAUCCCCAACCAUGUGCACCGAUAAAUGGAGGAACUUGUUGAAAGAGUUCAAGAAGGCAAAGCACCAAGAUAGAGGUAGUGGUUCAGCCAAGAUGUCGUACUACAAGGAACUGGAGGAAUUGCUCAGGGAGAGAAGUAAAAAUGCAUCUUACAAGAGUCCUACACCUUCUAAGGUCGAUUCAUACAUUCAAUUCCCAGAUAAAGGUCUUGAGGAUGCCAAUAUUCCAUUUGUAUCUGUUGAAGGUACUGGAAGAUCAACACUCAAUCUUGAAAGGCGUUUGGAUCAUGAUGGACACCCUCUUGCCAUCACGCCAGCUGAUGCAGUUGCAGCCAAUGGAGUUCCCCCAUGGAAUUGGAGAGAGACCCCUGGAAAUGGUGGGGAGAGCCACUCUUCCUAUGUUGGGAGGGUAAUAUCAGUAAAGUGGGGGGAAUACACUAGGAGGAUUGGCAUCGAUGGUACUGCAGAUGCAAUAAAGGAGGCAAUCAAGUCUGCGUUUGGCUUAAGAACCAAACGGGCAUUUUGGUUAGAGGAUGAAGACGAAGUUGUUCGGAGCCUUGACAGGGACAUGCCAUUGGGGAUUUACACUCUUCACCUCGACGAGGGAUUGAUGAUAAAAGUGUGUCUCUACGAUGAAUCUGACCGCAUACCCGUCCGUACUGAAGACAAGACACUUUACACCGAAGAUGAUUUACGUGAUUUCCUUAGCCGUCGUGGUUGGAUAGGUCUAAGAGAGUUCAACUGCUUUAGAAGCAUCGACACUUUAGAUGAUCUCCGUCCUGGUGCAGUCUACCAGGGUGUUGUGAGAUUGCUUGGGGACUGAGGGAGUGUUGCAUUGGCAUCCUGAUGAGCGAUGGAAUUUCCAGAUUAAAGCUUCUGUCCUGUAUACAUUUUUUUCUUUUUUUUAUCCCUUCUGUGCACACUUGCACCUCAUGUAGUAAUCCUGCCUACUCACACUCUUCAAGUGAACUCGAGGCAAAAGAUGAGGCAAACCUCACCAGCAUGUGUAUAGCAAUUUGAUGAAAUGGUAGGACGAAAGAAAAAAACACAUUUUUUGGA
This is a messenger RNA of Telopea speciosissima, 1605 nucleotides long. RefSeq names its product trihelix transcription factor GT-1-like. Bases 227 to 1369 code for a protein of 380 amino acids. The transcript is spliced from 5 exons. The record is from RefSeq and is a predicted model, not a curated record. Lineage: Eukaryota; Viridiplantae; Streptophyta; Magnoliopsida; Proteales; Proteaceae.